Molecule: messenger RNA, 849 nt
Organism: Diachasmimorpha longicaudata
Lineage: Eukaryota; Metazoa; Arthropoda; Insecta; Hymenoptera; Braconidae
Exons: 2
Coding region: 33-392 (119 amino acids)
Source: RefSeq, a predicted model, not a curated record
ACAACACAUCGAAGGAUAUCAUCCCUGAGCCCAUGAUGGAAUUGGAUUCAUCGAUCGAGAUCAUUCCCAGCACUCCAUCAGUGAUCAAUUUAAUCCUGGAACGCGAGGGUGAAGAUGCUCAGCAUGGAUCAUUGAAUUUCGCGACCUCAACCCCGAAAAAACCGCGAAAAUCUAUCGAGGAAAUCGAGGCCGUUCUAGUCGCGUUGGGCGCGAAUCUAGAACAAAGGAAUCGCGAGGACGAUUACGGAGGGCGAUGGGCUCCAACGCAGCGCCAAAAAGAGCUUGAUCAAAUUGCGAUGCAAUUGGAUCAAAGCGGGGAUGAUGAUGAUGAAGGAUUGGCCAUCCAGAGUCUUGAUUUCACCCCGUUAUCACCCAGUAACCGUUCGGGUUAAAAAUUCAUUAAACAUGUCUGUAUUUUUUUGAAUACCUGAAAUAAAAGUCAUACAUUUUAUUGCAUUACCUGUGAGUCUUGACUUUUUUUUAUUGCUAGGCAAGACCCAAUAUUCCCUCUCCUGUCCCCAGCCCUUUUUUUUUCACGUAGAAGCUAGGAGAAAUUUCUCUCUCGCUUCUUCUUCGUCGGCGUCCUGUAGUCUUUCGUUUAUUGUCUCUUUCCUUCUCGUUGUUUAGAGGGUUUAGAGAACAAUUUUGACUUUUUCCUCGUCUUUCCUACAUAAAUCCUUACCCCCAUCUCCCUCUAACUUACGGUUUAGAGGGUUGAGGGCGAAUAGUGGGGCAAAAGUUAUAUAAACCGUGAGGUUCCACUACUCGCCCUCUUUCACCAUCGUCAUCCGGAGGACUCCAGUGUCCAGUUUUAGUGUUUUUUGUGUUUUUCGUUUUUUAAAAAAAAAA